AUGAAGCAAGUGGCUCGAAUGCUUUUUCUCGUCAUGCUAUUGGUCUAUGCAACGGCGAAUCCAGUCAAACAAGUGGAACGCAUGGUAAUAGCAAAGAUGCGAAUGUCCGACCAAGACGGCUCUGAAACUGGCUACGCUUACGAGCAGCAGCACGGAGCACCAGUGUCAUUCGUGCAAUAUACCACUCACACUGGUAGUUCGGCUGGCUUGCCGUACGAAGGCGACGCUUAUGCGCCAUCGCAUGACGCUUAUCCAUUUUAUCAGACAUACGGAGAUUACGAUGUGCCUUUGCCACCUUACUAUCCUCAAGCAUAUCUUGUACCACCACCGCCAUCACCGGCAGUACCGGCAAUCGUUGAACCUUAUUCACAUGGUCAUUAUCAUCAGCAUCCUCACGGAGAUGACGGGGAUGAAGAAUCUUUCGAAGAAGCCGGUGGCACUGACCACAACGCGCAAGAUAACUUGGUGCACGGUGAAAAGGGUGAAAAGGAUUAUGGCAGCUUUCACAGCCGCGACGAGGCUGAUAAUGUUCAUCACGAGGCUGAUCAUAACGAUGGGGAAUACAAGAACGAAGCAGGUCAUCAAGGUGGUCACGAGGAGACGGACACUCGCUUCGACUCUCACGACAAAUCGGAGGUCGGUCAACAAGGCACCAACUACGGCAAUAAGUCCUAUCAGAAAAAAGGUCACCGCGUCACCGGGUUUCAUAACGUUUAUCACAAGGACGAGUACAAGAAAGAUACUGAUUUCUACGAUGAAGAUCACGAUGGUGGACAUUACGAGAAAUACGGCGCUUAUGACGCUCAUCAUACGGACGAGGCAGGUGGUUAUGAAAAAGAUGGUAAGCACGAUGCUGGUUACGAUUUCGCGAGAAGAGGACAACAAGGACAUUUUGAGAAAGGUCAUGAUGUUAGCUCGAAACACGGACAUAAGGGUGCUCAAGGUAAAGAUUCCUAUAGACAACAUCAUGCCGAUUAUGAUAGCACAGGUGGCAAACGUUACGCCAGUCAACAUGGAUAUAAACAAGGACAUGGAUAUCGAUAGGAAUAUUUUCUCUUUUUGCAUUUUCUUUUUUAUCACACAACUAGUUUCUUGUUAGUAAGCUCGUGUUAUUUUUUUUCACUUUCCUCUUUGUAGAUAGAUACUUACUCAUCGAGUGUCAAUGACGUG
This is a messenger RNA of Phymastichus coffea, 1170 nucleotides long. RefSeq names its product histidine-rich glycoprotein-like. The transcript is spliced from 2 exons. Lineage: Eukaryota; Metazoa; Arthropoda; Insecta; Hymenoptera; Eulophidae. Bases 1 to 1044 code for a protein of 347 amino acids. The record is from RefSeq and is a predicted model, not a curated record.